Molecule: messenger RNA, 1688 nt
Organism: Pristis pectinata (smalltooth sawfish)
Lineage: Eukaryota; Metazoa; Chordata; Chondrichthyes; Rhinopristiformes; Pristidae
Gene: f3a
Product: coagulation factor IIIa
Exons: 6
Coding region: 343-1179 (278 amino acids)
Biological process (GO): blood coagulation
Cellular component (GO): membrane
Molecular function (GO): protein binding
Source: RefSeq, a predicted model, not a curated record
CUCCUGCGCUGCUGGAAGAGGCGAUUAUCGCAGUUCCCAACAAACUAUGGCUGGGAGAGGAGGGGCAAGGACUGGCAGAUCUCUCCUCCCAUUGGCUACCCCGGGAAAAGGGGGCUGCCCGCUGCAUUUCUGAGCAUUUUUUAGUCUGGGCAGGCUUGCAAUGGGGAGCAGUUUUGGAAGAGGUUGCGUGGAACUGUACGACAGACUUGGGAGGACUGGCUGACCGCACUUCAUCUCGAUUAGACCACCAACACGGGCAGAAAGUUACCUGACACCUGUGGAGAGAAUCGCUGCCGCCUGCCCAGCUUUUUAACAGCGCCCUCCCUUUCCCUUCCUCUCAUCAUGGACUGCCGUGUCAUUGCUUUGGGAUUUGUCAUUCUUUGCCUUCACUUUGGGCCCGCUUCAGGCACUUUGUUGAAACCUGUUACUAACGUAAAGUGGAAAUCAUUCAAUUUCCGCACAACACUACAAUGGGAAAAGACUUCAGAAAACGUGGUGUACACAGUGAGAUUGACUGACAAGAAAUCUGACUGGAAAAAAAAGCCUGAAUGUACCCAGAUGGAAGCUACAAGCUGUGACUUGACCAGCCUGAUGCAGAACGUAAAUGCCACCUAUUUCGCAGAGGUGCUAAGCUUUGAUGUCACUAUCACAGAGGAAAACGAACAACCUCCUUUCACCAAAUCUCCUGAGAUCCAGCUGUUGAAGGACACUGAGAUUGGACAAGCAAGCUUCAAAAUCGUCAAAAAUGAAACUGAAAUUCAAUUGACAAUAGAAGAUCCACUGACCCACAUCAGAUUUUCAAAUAAAACUCCAAAAACACUCCGGGAUAUCUAUGGACCUGAACUUGAGUACAAAGUGUUUUAUUGGAAAGAUCGCACAAGUGGCAAGAAAACUAAAAUUGUAAAAGGUCAAGUGCUAUUAAUGGAUGUUGACCCAGGAUUCAGUUACUGCUUCUCCAUUCAACCCUAUAUCAGAUCACUGUAUAAGAACGGCCAAGAAAGUUCAUUCCAAUGCACACAUUCUUCAGAAGGUUUUCUUUCAGAUUAUGGCCUUGGUGCCUAUGCCUUAGUGGGACUCGGAGUACUGCUGAUCCUCAGUAUAUUUAUUGGGAUAACAGUGUUCUUGUGCCGACGCAAGACUGUUCACAACAUUCCUGAAGCCAAUCCCUUGACGGUUUAGGCAUAACGUGAAAGAAGUGUGUUUUUGACAGCCCUGUUCCAUGAGCUGAGGGGGCUUUACUUAAACUGAUGGUAGGAAGCAAAAUGAUUCUUUUACAUUUGUACCUUACAGUCACGGCUCAUCAUUCACAGGUGAAUGGAGGAUUGAAAGAUUUGUUUCUGUGAAACUAUAGGACUUAUCCACGUACUGAACAUAUGCAGAAUGGUUUCUGUAAUUUUCUAAAGCACUAAUUAGGAAACUCUGUCAAUGAUUAAUAAGGCACUUUCAUAUAUGGUUUUUCUGUUGGUUUCUGGGUAAUACUAUAAUGCUGUGAAAAUAUGGAUGUUGUAAAUGUAUUUAAUAACUAAGUUUUAAUUAGUUUUCUUUCCAUUGAUGGGCACCUUAAGGAAUCUUAUGUAUAUUGGUGUUUAUUUAUCUUGAAUAUCUUUCAAAGGGGAAUAUAUCUUUUGUAUGAGUACUUUUAAACUUUUUUAGUAAAAAUAAACCAAGUACUUAAUAAAUGAUGGUGA